This is a messenger RNA of Truncatella angustata, 1740 nucleotides long. Its product is annotated as citrate synthase family member. The transcript has a single exon. Bases 141 to 1631 code for a protein of 496 amino acids. Gene Ontology annotation, biological process: tricarboxylic acid cycle. NCBI's taxonomy places the organism in Eukaryota, Fungi, Ascomycota, Sordariomycetes, Amphisphaeriales, Sporocadaceae. The record is from RefSeq and is a predicted model, not a curated record. Gene Ontology annotation, molecular function: acyltransferase activity, acyl groups converted into alkyl on transfer.
UAAAAGACCCGACGAAUCUCAUCGCGAGGAUAACCACCACACCACGGGUUGUAGCUCGGCUUAUAUUGCCGCAUCUUCCAUCUGACCUUGGAAGCAUCUACUUUUCAAAUUUUCUUGUUUCUUGCAAGCAGUUUUCAAAAAUGGUCUCAGUUCCCAGCAAGACGCCGCGCCAGACGCUGACUGUUGUGGACAACAGGACGGGCAAGGCGUAUGAACUCCCUAUCAAGCACAACUCUGUCUUGGCAACCGACAUUAAGAAGAUCAAGGCAGAUGGUGGUCCUGCAGAGGAUGAGACCAACCAGGGUCUCCGUGUGUAUGAUCCAGCAUACAUGAACACCGCAGUCAUUGAGAGCAAGAUCACCUACAUCAAUGGCCAGGAGGGUGUGUUGAGGUAUCGGGGCUACCCCAUCCAGCAACUCGUGAAGAAGAGCAACUUCUUGGAGUCUGCAUACUUGCUCAUCUACGGAGAACUGCCCACUCAGUCUCGCUACGACAAUUGGCAGAAUGAGAUCAUGAAUCACACCUACAUCCACAGCGAUAUUGAAAACAUGUUCAAGUCGUUCCGAUAUGACUCGCACCCCAUGUCCAUGCUGACAUCAGCUUUCGCGACCUUGGGAUCUUUCGCCCCCGAGGCCAACCCUUCGCUGGCUGGGCAGAAAUUGUACACCAAUGCGGCUUCCGGCAACCUGGAGGCGCUGAAGGUGCUGGACAAGCAGAUUUUGCGGAUCAUAGGAAAAGCUCCGACGCUGGCUGCGGCGUCCUACAGAAUGCGCCAGGGUCGGCCGUUUAACAGACCAGCACAGGGCUUGUCGUACACAGGUAACUUCUUGUACUUGCUAGACCAUCUGUCAGGGCACGAAUACCAGCCGCACCCAGUGCUUGAAAGAGCUCUUGAUGCGCUCUUCAUCAUCCACGCUGAUCACGAAGUAAACUGCUCUACGGCGACCGUUCUUCAGGUUGGGUCCUCUUUGGUAGACCCGUACUCCAUGGUAUCAGCUGGCUGUGCGGCACUGUACGGACCGUCGCACGGCGGUGCAUCCGAGAGUGCUAUCCGCAUGCUUAUGGAGAUUGGGUCUCCUGACAACGUACCAGCAUUUAUGGAGAAGGUCGAAAAGCGGGAACGUGUCCUGGUGGGAUUCGGCCACAGAGUCUACAAGAACGUGGACCCACGGUCGACCGCAAUCCGCGAGUUGGCGGAAGAAGUCUUUAAGGUCACUGGACGCAACCAGCUUCUCGACACGGCGCUGACUCUAGCCGAGUACGCAAGGAAGAGCGAGUUCAUGAAAAGUCGCAACCUCUAUCCUAACGUGGACUUCUACUCUGGGCUAAUCUACCAGGCCAUGGGCUUCCCACUGGACUUCUAUCCGGUGCUAUUCGCUGUGCCCCGAUGUGUGGGAUGGCUGGCGCACUGGAGGCAGAUGAUUCUCAACCCGUCUGGUGUGAAGAUUUGGAGACCGCGGCAGCUGUAUCUCGGCGAGACUGAGAGGGAAUACAUUGAGAGUAAGGACCGGAAGGAGAAGUCAAGUAGUGCUGGACCCGUCCAGGUGAACCAUGGAGGCGACAGCAAGAGACAUCUGUUGGCGUCGUACAAGGACGAGACGGGCCAUGUUUGGGGCAAGGCCAAGCUCUGAGGAACUAACCUUGGACGUGUUUGAUUAUGGAGCUCCUAUAACUUUCUGUUACCUGUAUAGCCUGUAGAUAUACCAUAGCAUCGCAAAUGGCUGAUAGCUUAUCACUUCA